Molecule: messenger RNA, 624 nt
Organism: Brenthis ino (lesser marbled fritillary)
Lineage: Eukaryota; Metazoa; Arthropoda; Insecta; Lepidoptera; Nymphalidae
Source: the annotation of a GenBank genome assembly
AUGCCUCAAUGGGCAAGUGCGGAAGGGGCUGGAUCUGAAGCAGCAUCGCCAGAUCAAAUGAUGUUGUACUAUGAAGAUGACGCUUCUGAAUAUUUUGAUAACAAACAGGAAGACAUUAAAAUAGAACAAGCCGGUGAUUUCUACGAUAGUGGCAGUGGCAGUGACGAGCAAGUACCAAGGCGAGUGUGUCGACCUCGAAGAACACCAGCCAGCUCGUCUUCUUCGGGCACCACGAGUGGCUCAAAUGGACCCGGCCGUCGGCGCCGUUGUGGAAUAUCCGCCCGCGAGCGUAAUUUGCGUAGAUUGGAAAGUAAUGAACGGGAACGAAUGCGGAUGCACUCGCUAAACCGCGCGUUCGAGGAUCUUCGCCGUGUAAUUCCCCACGUCAAGAAGGACAACCGAAGCCUCUCGAAGAUAGAAACACUAACCCUUGCCAAAAAUUAUGUGAAAGCUCUCACUAACGCUAUAUGCACAAUGAGGGGAGAAGUUCCUCGUUACCAGUUUAACAGUGAUGAUGAAAAUGUAGAGCCGGUGUUUGUUUUAAGCCGAGAUCAAGAACAGAAUAACAACAUGCCAAACGACCAUGACAGGGAAGAUCCGUCGCCAGUUCCAAGAGAAUGCCUU